This is a messenger RNA of Kazachstania africana CBS 2517, 591 nucleotides long. RefSeq names its product TRAPP complex core subunit BET3 (gene BET3). Gene Ontology annotation, biological process: endoplasmic reticulum to Golgi vesicle-mediated transport; intra-Golgi vesicle-mediated transport. Bases 1 to 591 code for a protein of 196 amino acids. NCBI's taxonomy places the organism in Eukaryota, Fungi, Ascomycota, Saccharomycetes, Saccharomycetales, Saccharomycetaceae. The transcript has a single exon. Gene Ontology annotation, cellular component: TRAPP complex; cis-Golgi network membrane; cytosol. The record is from RefSeq and is a predicted model, not a curated record.
AUGUCAUCAAGUGCUGGGCAACAACAAAUCAAAACGUUAAAGGUAUUAGGUGAAGAUGUCUGGAAAAAUAAAGUUGAGAAGAUCAAUUCUGAAUUGUUUACUUUGACUUAUGGUACAAUCGUAUCACAACUUUGUCAAGACUACGACCGUGACUUUGAAAAAAUUAACGACGAAUUAUAUAAAAUGGGAUACAACAUUGGAGUAAGAAUAAUUGAGGAUUUCUUAGCUAGAACCGCUUUACCACGUUGUACAGACUUCAACACAACCAGUGAAGUGAUCAGUAAAGUGGCAUUCAAGGUAUUCCUGAAUUUAACGCCGACUAUUGCUAAUUGGUCACAAUCUAAUGACGCCUUUAGCUUGAUUAUUUCUGAUAACCCACUGUCAGAUUUUGUAGAGUUACCAAUUGAUGCAAUGAAAAGUCUGUGGUAUUCCAAUGUAUACUGUGGAGUUUUGAAAGGUGCUCUAGAAAUGGUACAAUUAGAUUGCGAUGUUUCAUUCGUGAGUGACAUUUUAAGAGGUGAUAAUCAAACAGAAUUGAGAAUUAAACUAAAUAAAGUCUUAAAAGACGAAAUUCCUGUCAUCGAAGACUAA